Molecule: messenger RNA, 1054 nt
Organism: Saccostrea echinata
Lineage: Eukaryota; Metazoa; Mollusca; Bivalvia; Ostreida; Ostreidae
Product: sorbitol dehydrogenase-like
Exons: 9
Coding region: 1-1050 (349 amino acids)
Biological process (GO): D-sorbitol catabolic process
Molecular function (GO): L-iditol 2-dehydrogenase (NAD+) activity; zinc ion binding
Source: RefSeq, a predicted model, not a curated record
AUGGCGAACAUAGCAGCUGUUCUACAUGGAGCAAAUGACUUGCGAGUUGAAUCAAUUCCUCUGCCUGAAAUAAAGGAAAAUGAAGUCCUCCUAUCAAUGAGAUCGGUGGGGAUCUGCGGGUCAGACCUGAAGUACUGGAUGUAUGGCAAAUGCGGAAAGUUCACCCUGGAGAAACCCAUGAUUAUGGGUCAUGAGGGCAGUGGAAAGGUGGUCAAGCUUGGAGCAGGGGUCAAGAACCUGAAGAUAGGUGAUCGAGUCGCAAUAGAACCAGGGGUGCCAUGUGGAGAGUGUCGAUUAUGUAAAACGGGACGAUACAAUUUAUGUCAGAGUAUUUUCUUCUGUGCAACACCCCCUGAUGAUGGAAAUCUGUGUCGAUUUUACAAACACUCAGCUGAAUUCUGCUUCCGACUACCGGAUCACGUGACUGAUGACGAAGGUGCAAUGCUGGAACCUUUAGCAGUUGCAGUUUACAGCUGUCGUAAAGGAAAUGUAGGACUGGGUACCAGACUUCUUAUAUGUGGAGCCGGUCCAGUUGGAAUUCUCACAAUGCUGGUUGCAAAACAAAAUGGCGCCACAACCAUUGUUAUUACAGACGUGGACGACACGAGACUAGCUUUAGCCAAGUCCCUGGGUGCUGAUCACACAAUCAAAGUAAUGACGAAUGACCCAUCCAAGCUAGCAACAGAAAUUCUAGAUACUAUAGGAGACUUCCCAGAUGUCACUAUUGAGUGCAGUGGAACAAAUUUUGGAUUUUCCACAGGAAUUUACGCAAACAGCCCCGGUGGAUCUCUGGUCAUGGUUGGGAGAGUCCCAGGCGGCGAAGAGUUCCCCCUAAAUUUGGCGUUCACCAGGGAGAUAGAUAUCAGAGGACUAUUUAGAUAUGCUAAUUGUUAUCCAACUGCGCUAGAUCUUGUGUCCAAAGGCCUAAUAAACGUGAAGUCCUUAAUUACUCACCGCUUCACCUUACAAGAAACCUUAAAAGCGUUUGAAACUGCUGCGUCACGUGAUUCGAAAGCUGUAAAAGUUAUCAUUCAAUGUGGCAAAAAUUAAAGGU